Pseudomassariella vexata is the source of this 954-nucleotide messenger RNA. RefSeq lists its product as uncharacterized. The coding region runs from base 1 to 723 and encodes 240 amino acids. NCBI's taxonomy places the organism in Eukaryota, Fungi, Ascomycota, Sordariomycetes, Amphisphaeriales, Pseudomassariaceae. The transcript is spliced from 3 exons. The record is from RefSeq and is a predicted model, not a curated record.
AUGGUGUCAUCCACUCUAUUUGGGAACUGGCAAACGCUGGGCACUGAGUCUGAGAUACACGGCGGUGACUCUGCCGUCCUAGGCUACUUGCAAAAAUCGCGCGACCUCUGUGGCUUUCAGAUAGAACAAGAAAUAAAAUUGAUUCAUCGGAUUACCGAAUUAUUGCCCAUCACCCUUACCCUGGAUUCCGUCAGCUCUACAGGUUCUACAACGACACUAAGAGCCUGGGCCGCUCGGCUAUCAGAUGUGAACAGCUUUGUACUUAAAUUUCUCUACGCUUCUGGGCGUGUGGGGAUCAACAUUCAGAUUGUUGCUCUCUCCAAUAGGUCGCGCGCGGCUGACAUCCCUAACCUCGUGUACGUCAGUGGCGCAAGUAAUGAUUGGUAUUACCGCAUCACUCUAUGUGCCGAUCGUACUUUUGCAUUUCUCAGUCUGAUUAUCUCAGCCAUCAUCGCUGUCAGCUUGGCCAUCUAUACUUCUGGCUCCCUGAGUGGUCGAACGGUGCGGCGACCGUCCCUGGAUCCCCCCAACCCUCCUCCGUUAACUUACAACCAAAAGUGGAUCGAAACCGGGGUGGGGGGAGGCGGCAACAGCAACAUUGGCCCGAGGAUCAACGAGGAAACGCUUCUUGAUUGUGCUAGGGAUUGUGACGACAAUAGUUCGGUGCACCGACUCGAAUUAUCUGAAACACCAUCCACAUCCGAUGGACCUGCAGCCGCGUGAGCAGGUUCGUAGAUCUGGGCGUAUUCGGGCAGGCUUCAAAGAAGUGAUCUGCAAUAUUGAUUACAAUCCCGGAGAGGGGUCAACCGACUUGGCGCAAUUCGUUGAGCCAACAGCUCUGGACUGUGUCCACGGCUGCGCGACAAACGGCGAUUAUAGAAUAAAAGAAAAUAGGUCCACUGAGAACUGAUGACCUAGAAGUGGGGGUAUCCUGAAGGCGAGGCUAGAUAGAGC